GCUCUUGAAACGCGUGUACUUGUCAAGGACAUGCGAGUUGCCAGUGCGUCGCCCAAGGUGGUUGUAUUGUCAGCCGAUCGUCGUGGUGGCAAGUGGCAGAGCAUGAAGAAGACACCAGAUUAUCAGUACCAGACUCAGCAGUCAGUAAUCCACACACUGAAGCAACGUAGCGAGCAAUUGAGAUCCAAGAUGCACCAACUUCAAAAAGAUCAAGAUGAUAGCAGCAUAUACGUGCCCCCUAGUGGAACCAAGACGUUGCACCAGUCGCUGAGCCAAGGACAUGCACUCUUAUCACAAUCACUGGCAAAAAUCCAAAUACCCCGUCUGUCUUCCAUCGGAAAGGCACGUCAUUGUAUCCAACUGCAAAGUGCAGCAGAAUUUGAGCGCAUACACAGCAUCUUUAUCCGAUAAAGAAGUCUGUCGAUGACAUUUUUAUUUUUAUUUUUUAAAAGAGAAUACUUUUCCACUUUAACUCAUACUCGCACUUACACUUGCGCCUUUACACCCACAACCACACAUUCACAAUCUAUAUCUCUUUUGUUCACUAUUGAUACCGUUUUUUUUACCUGAUUUUUUUUACAAAAAAAAAAAGAAUGGAAAAAAUGGGAUAUUAUGACUUUUACGUACAACUAUCCUUCUUUUGUUUCAAGUACCCUUGAC
Messenger RNA from Phycomyces blakesleeanus NRRL 1555(-), 660 nucleotides. RefSeq lists its product as hypothetical. The transcript is spliced from 2 exons. The record is from RefSeq and is a predicted model, not a curated record. Bases 31 to 411 code for a protein of 126 amino acids. NCBI's taxonomy places the organism in Eukaryota, Fungi, Mucoromycota, Mucoromycetes, Mucorales, Phycomycetaceae.